AUGGAGGUUUCUCAGCAGCCAGUCCUUCACAUUGAGGCCCGCGUGAAAGCCGAUGGCAUCGUCGUUCGCACUGAUGUGAUUAGAGAUGAAAUAACCAAGUGGCUCGUCGAUCAUUUCGUGGUCUUGUCGCUGGGCCAGGAGAUCUCUUCGUUUGACGGUCUCAAAACGCCAUACGUACAUGCAAUUGAUUCCAUCACCGUCACAGAAUGCAAUGGAGGAGAUUCCGAAUCGGGAGCAUACCGACUCCAACAGGUCGAAUUGGAUGUACAGGCAUACCAGCUGCGACCCCAGUUCGACCAGGAGAGUUCGCAACAAACCCAGCAUCCGGAGGAACCAGCGAAUGAUGGUGACGAGAUACCGAAGGAGAGGGUGAUGGCUUUGCCGAAUAAUGAGUUGGACGGGCUGUGGGAGUCAUUGAAAUUUGACCAGCCUAUUCAGUUCAGUCUCCUACACGCACUGACGAGGCAAGUGCUUUUUUCUGCUCGGAAACUCAGCAAAUGGGUUAUCAACUGGAAUCGACUGGUGCUUCUAUGGGGCCCGCCUGGGACGGGCAAAACAAGUCUCUGUCGCGGUCUCUCCCAGAAGCUCGCAAUACGCCUCGGAAAGCUCUACCCCGAAAGCAAAUUGAUUGAAAUCAAUGCACACACUCUUGGAAGCAAGUUCUUCAACGAGAGUGGCAAGUUGGUGAACAAGACAUUUGAGAGCAUUGAGACGCUACUAGAGGAGGAAGAAGACACCUUCUUCUGCGUCCUUAUCGAUGAAGUAGAAACGCUGGCUGCUCGCAGGGAACGUGCGCUCAAUAGCAAUGAGCCGUUCGAUGCUGUCCGUGCCGUCAAUGCACUGCUUACCGGGUUGGAUCGCUUGAAAAGCCAUUCGAAUGUGGUGGUCGUCUGUACCAGCAACUUGGUCACAGCAUUGGCAAGCAUCUCUCUUUGCUCGCGUACUGACCCAGCCUUUCUUGACCGCAUCGACAUCAAACAGCACAUACCCCACUUAUCCGACAGGGCCAUUUACGAGAUCUACAAAGAAUGCCUCGAGGAGAUGAGCCGGCGGGAGAUCAUAGAGGGAGUUACCUUCGAUGUGAUCCAAGUCGAUCCGCAAGACCCACAAACAGCACUACAAUACGUGGAGCAGCCUGCGACGAAUCUCUUACUUCCCUCGUUCGAUGAGAUGAUCCUGAACUAUCAGAUCUUUUCCGACGCCGUUCCCAAGCUGCUGGCAGAUGCAGUUGCCGCGAGUGUGGGUCUCAGCGGUCGCACUAUUCGACGAUUGCCUGCAUUAUCGCUCGUCAUGUAUAGUAACCGCACCCGAAGCGACAUUCGAACGGCCAUCCAGGCCCUCCAGACGGGUAUCGCGUCGGAAAACCAGGCCAAGCCGGAGGCGCUCUAGGGACCACACAUUGCCGGGUGGAAGGGAAGUGGCCCGAUUUCGAAUGUCUGCACCACACAUGAGGAAAAUUCCUGUCGACGAGUUUAUACCGAAUGAAGGAGCAUAUUCUCUACUCCAUAGUCCAACUCCAUCCCCCAUACACAAGCUAGGGUAGAC
This is a messenger RNA of Aspergillus campestris IBT 28561, 1545 nucleotides long. RefSeq names its product putative pachytene checkpoint component Pch2. Gene Ontology annotation, biological process: reciprocal meiotic recombination; meiotic recombination checkpoint signaling. The transcript is spliced from 8 exons. Gene Ontology annotation, molecular function: ATP binding; ATP hydrolysis activity. The record is from RefSeq and is a predicted model, not a curated record. Lineage: Eukaryota; Fungi; Ascomycota; Eurotiomycetes; Eurotiales; Aspergillaceae. Bases 1 to 1389 code for a protein of 462 amino acids. Gene Ontology annotation, cellular component: chromosome; nucleus.